Molecule: messenger RNA, 765 nt
Organism: Angiostrongylus costaricensis
Lineage: Eukaryota; Metazoa; Nematoda; Chromadorea; Rhabditida; Metastrongylidae
Source: the annotation of a GenBank genome assembly
AUGGCCGAUUUGUUAACGCUAAAAGAUCUCGGCUAUCGUUUUGAUAAGAAUGGCGAGUUCCGGAGAAUAAGCGAUAACGGACGUUUCGUCUUUACGAACCAAGAAGGCUAUGAGAAAUUGGGUAACAUAAUGACUACUGAGUUGUAUUCCAUUCUGGAGGAUCAGUGUGGUCUCGCGAGCAAAACUCCGAGGAAGCGGAAGUUAUUCGAAGAUGAACAAAAAAAUCUGAGUUUUGUCUACGCUUCCAGUGAUUUUCGCGACAAGUCCACUGUAGUUCUCAUCAUUCAUGGCAGUGGUGCAGUACGACCUGGGCAAUGGUCUAGGAGGCUCAUACUAAAUGAGGGUUUGAAUGUUGGUUCGCAAAUUCCUUACAUUCAACGUGCCCACACUAACGAUUGGGGUGUUAUUCUAUGCAACACAAAUACUGAUGAGAACGUAAGUAACGUUGUUAAAUUUCUACAUGCUAAGUACCAUGUGAACAUGUUUUGUCAGGAUUUCGCCCAUGCAGUAAGGAUUUAUUAUCUUUACCAUUAUUUUUAUACGACAAUAUUCAGGCAACUUUCUUUGUAUAUAUUUGUCGUCGUCUGUCUUACGGAUUCCGUUCAUUUUAAAAUGCCAGAUUGCUCGUCAGAGGCUAAAGGACCAGUGUUUAUCAACUGGACAGCGGACAACAAUUUUCAGCAGAUUGGUAUUUCAGAUAAGGACAAUGCUAAUAUGUUUUCUCGAGUUCACGAGAUCUAUGCUGGUUUGUUUAUUUUCAUAUAA